Molecule: messenger RNA, 1768 nt
Organism: Ictalurus furcatus (blue catfish)
Lineage: Eukaryota; Metazoa; Chordata; Actinopteri; Siluriformes; Ictaluridae
Product: dual specificity protein phosphatase 26
Exons: 4
Coding region: 245-838 (197 amino acids)
Biological process (GO): negative regulation of MAPK cascade; protein dephosphorylation
Cellular component (GO): cytoplasm
Molecular function (GO): protein tyrosine/serine/threonine phosphatase activity; MAP kinase phosphatase activity
Source: RefSeq, a predicted model, not a curated record
GUGUGUGGUUGCUUUAAGUCGUAUGUGAAUGUGCAUGAAGUGGGCGUUCCGUACUGCUUCUCCUCUACAGGCUGCAAUGACACUUAUUACGCAGUCCAAUAUGAGUCACUAAAAUAUGUCGGAUCCAUGUCUUCGUAGAGGAUCUUCAGAAUCGGAAAGGACGAACAAAGCGAAUAAAGCGAUAUUUUUGUCGUUUGAUUCGAAACGGCAGUGGAUGGAAGAACACCACUAACAAUCAGCGGAGAUGGCGUUUAUGUCUAGAUUCUCCCGAUCUCGAAGCAAUUCAAGGUCUCCUAGCAGAAGGGAUUCAGAAAAAGGGUGUCCUGUAUUGAGCAUCGCUGAACUUGAACGUCUCCUGUACACUGGAAAAACAGCUUGUAAUCAUGCCGACGAGGUUUGGCCGAGACUCUACAUUGGAGACCAGGACAUUGCGUCAAACCGCCAGGAACUUAUAAAGCUUGGGAUCACACACAUCCUCAACUGUGCACAGAGCAAAUGGCGAGGUGGUGCGGAGUACUAUGAGGGAAUGAAUAUCACCUACCAUGGUAUCGAGGCCCAUGACUCUCCCUCUUUCGAUAUGAGUGUCAACUUCUACCCUGCUGCAGAAUUCAUUCACAAAGCUCUCAGCAUGGGAGGAACAGUGCUUGUGCACUGUGCAGUAGGGGUGAGUCGCUCAGCAACUCUGGUGCUGGCUUACCUUAUGAUUCGACAGAACAUGACCCUAGUAGAAGCCAUUAAGACGGUCAAGGACCACCGAGGUGUCACCCCCAACCGAGGCUUCCUCCGGCAGCUCAGUGGCCUAGACAGCAUUCUUCGCGCCAGUCGAAAGACAACCUAAAACCACCGGUAAACUCUGGACUCCCAGUACAAACUCAUUGCAUAGGUCAAUGUGUGUACAUGUAGUACCAUCAUUCACACUGUUGUUCUGUGAUCAGUAGAAAUGCCUUACUACAUUAAGACCUCUUGAGGUGUGCAUACUGCCUUAUUCAGCAUUAACCCUAACAUUUUGUUCAAAUGACCAGAUCACUGAGCUUCUUUAACCAGUUUGGUUUCACUUUUCUUGAAGUGGGCUUGCAUAAGUAUUUACCCCCAUUGAAGUUCUCCACAGUGUUACAACCUAGAAGUAAAAUGAACUAAAUUGGGAUUAUUGUCAUGAAUCUACACAAAGUAGCCCAUUUAAGUCACAAGGGAAUCAACAUAAUUGAUCAAAGUUGUAAAAGUUGUGAGUGCGUAAAUAUUCACCUCAUUGCUGUGAAACUAGUUGCCAGCAGAAGUAGCAUUAUUAGUUGAAUGGAGUUGACUUGUGUGCAAUUAAAUCGUCACAUGAUCUCAAUGCCUGGAAGACACCAGAGUUUGCUAGAGAACAUAUCUAAACAAACAGCAUCACAAUGACAAGGAACUAUAAAACAUUUUCAAGACAAAAUUCUGGAAUAUCAUCAAUUAGGGUUUGGUUAUAUCAAGAAUAUCGCACAGCUAUGACUCUAGAGGUCUCUAGAGGAGGCCGUUCACAGAAUUAGUCAGAGAAGCAACCGAGUGGCCAAUAAAAAGUUCAAUAAAGGUGAAUACUUAUACAAGUCUCUGUAAGUCAAAUUCCAAAGCAAACAAGAAACAGUGAAUGAAUUAUUGGUGCAUAUUUAACUAUACAUUGCCUUCCAAAAUAUUGGCACCCUUGGUAAAUAUGAGCAAAGAAGGCUGUGAAAAAUUAUCUUUAUUGUUAACCUUUUGAUCUUUUGUUAAAAAGAAUUCACAAAAAUACUCUGCUCUCAUG